This is a messenger RNA of Musca vetustissima, 1853 nucleotides long. RefSeq lists its product as uncharacterized. The record is from RefSeq and is a predicted model, not a curated record. The transcript is spliced from 6 exons. Lineage: Eukaryota; Metazoa; Arthropoda; Insecta; Diptera; Muscidae. The coding region runs from base 1 to 1848 and encodes 615 amino acids.
AUGGCGCAAAAUUUCCUGUACAUGUUCGAAUUUGUGGUCGAUGAUUUGCUGGUGACUCGACCAAAUUAUUGCGCUCCCGACGAGUAUCCAACAUGCUGUGAAGUAUCAUUUCGUAAUAGUGUGUUCGUGUCAAUAUGUGAUCGUGAAUAUGGUCACUGCGUCGAUCCAAAUGCAUCGAAAUGUGGCAAAUGUUGCCUUUUCUCCUUGGAAAGUCCCAUCCAAGAUUCGGAUCGUCUGAUGCUGCACGUGUACAAAAAGAAAACGGAUAAAUGUAAAUUCCUUAUCGGGUGUACAGAUAUGCCUAUUCGGGGUCUUUUCGAUAAGGUUAUGGAAAGUUUUGAAAUUGAAAAUCCAAAUUGGGAGGAUGGUUUAAAGAAGCACAUACAAACUAUGCCACAGGCGGGUGUGCCACCAAAAUGUCCCGCCAUUGUCGAUAAUGAUUGCAACGAAGAUAGUAUGGGAAGAAAGGAACAAUUGUGUCCCACAUCGGAGUUGACAAAACGUCUCUUGCCGCUGUUCAAUUUAAAUGGUUGUCAAACGGGGAAUAUUGUUAUGAUUAUACGGCUGGUGGCCAAUGGACCGACAAUUGUGUCUUCAUUCCCCUUUGCGAAAAUAUGCAAUGCGGGUUGUAAUAAAACGUGUAAUAGUGAAACGGAAACUACGGUACGUUGCGUGAGUUCACCUUGCAAUGGUUGUCCAGAACUAGAUGACCCGUGCUUUACUCCGGAGAAGAAACAGAUUUGUCAACGUUAUUUUGCCUGCAAUACGGAUAAGGGUUGUCCGUGUGAUGAGGUUGAAGAUGAGUGUGCCAGGGCUCCAAAAUGUAAGGAACAAAAAUGUCAUCUGCAAAAAUGCCAGGGAGCAUCAUCAUGUGGUGUUCAGAAAAGGCCUCAAGAAUCGAUGGCCAAUAAAGGGGGAUGCCAGUCAACGGUGGGUGCGGAUUGCUCCUGUGAUGAUUGUGCCAAUGCAUGUGAAGCAGAUCCAUGCGACCCCUGCAACGUUUGCAUGCAACCAUGUUUUGUAACGCCACGAAAACCUGAACCAGGACCGGAUGCUUAUGAUGAAUUUGAGGCAUGCCUCAAUGGCAGUGGUUUGGUAAUACGUGUCCUAAAGGAUAGCCAUUGUGUUGAGAGUGUAUGUGAUGGUACGGAAAACUUUCAAGACGAUCAUUCCAGUGAGGAGGGUUGUGAAAAGUCCAAUCAUGCCGAUGGUUCAUGCACAGUAGAUAAGUUAUUGGAACGCAGUUCCUUUGCUCGUAAUCACAUCAGACGUCGUACCGGUGGCCAUAUUAUCAAUCAUCCCAAAUUACCAAAAAUACGUGCCAACAUUAAGUACUCGGGCAAUGAUGCCUGUUGUCCGCCCGAGAGUUAUCAUGUACCCUAUUCCAAAAUUAAACAAUUCUGUAAUGACCAGGAGAAUAAACUUGAAAGUUAUCGCAGCCGUCGCAGUCGUUCACGUGGCGGUGGUGGUGGAGAUUGUGGCCCAGUCUGUCCACCAUUACAUCCGAAUGAUAAUAAACAUUGCUGCAUCCAAGUGGAUCGUGAUGAUAUCCGUAAUGCCACGAAGGGUGUCGAUUAUGAUAUGCGUAAGAAGGGAAUUGAGGUUUGCUACAAGACCUGCGAUGAAACUGACACAGAUGUCUUUUUGGUAAAGUUGGGCAGCAAACAAAAAUGCCAACACAAAAAGAAUAAUAUCGAAAUUGAAUUGAAGACACCGAAACAGCCGAUUGUGUUGCCAAGUCGUCGCGUAACCACCGAGACACAAAUCGAUGAGGUGGAAUUGGAUGCAGCCUUGUUGGGUGUCUGCAAGGGUAAGAAAAAGGGCAAGAAAGGCAAGAGCAAGAAAUAAUGGAA